GGAAUAUCUUAUUGUCUACAAUGAGCGGAAGAGGUAAAACCGGCGGCAAAGCGAGAGCGAAGGCAAAGACUCGCUCCUCCAGAGCAGGGCUGCAGUUCCCCGUCGGUCGUGUUCACAGACUUCUCCGCAAAGGGAACUACGCCGAGCGCGUCGGUGCCGGAGCUCCCGUCUAUCUGGCGGCUGUGCUCGAGUAUCUGACCGCUGAGAUCCUGGAGUUGGCUGGAAACGCAGCGAGAGACAACAAGAAGACCCGCAUCAUUCCCCGUCACCUGCAGCUGGCGGUGCGCAAUGAUGAGGAGCUCAACAAACUCCUGGGUCGAGUGACCAUCGCUCAGGGCGGCGUGCUGCCCAACAUCCAGGCCGUGCUGCUGCCCAAGAAGACCGAGAAACCCGCCAAAGCCAAGUAAACCGCCAACUGUGUUUCUAAAACAAAGGCUCUUUUAAGAGCCACCCAUUUUAUCUGAUGGAGAGCGCUUUUUCUUAUUUAACCAGUAGUGUCAUGUUCUCACUGAAGUAACAUUAUCUUUUAAAAAUUAAAUGUCCAUGUAUUAUAAAUA
Molecule: messenger RNA, 557 nt
Organism: Carassius carassius (crucian carp)
Lineage: Eukaryota; Metazoa; Chordata; Actinopteri; Cypriniformes; Cyprinidae
Product: histone H2A-like
Exons: 2
Coding region: 21-407 (128 amino acids)
Cellular component (GO): nucleosome
Molecular function (GO): structural constituent of chromatin; protein heterodimerization activity; DNA binding
Source: RefSeq, a predicted model, not a curated record